Molecule: messenger RNA, 763 nt
Organism: Oryzias melastigma (Indian medaka)
Lineage: Eukaryota; Metazoa; Chordata; Actinopteri; Beloniformes; Adrianichthyidae
Product: lens epithelial protein
Exons: 2
Coding region: 33-227 (64 amino acids)
Biological process (GO): multicellular organism development
Source: RefSeq, a predicted model, not a curated record
UGCAGCUUCCCUUUUGUCUGCCUUCUUGAGCCAUGCACCCCCAGCGUCCUCUUCCCCAGGCCAUGCCCUCUUCAUCUCUGGGGCAGCGCUUGCGGGAUAUGACCUCAGGUUUGGGACAAGGCAAAAACGUCCUGGGAGGAAGCUUUGCAUAUGGGUUCAUCCAGUCGGUGAAGGAGUGCCUUUAUUUUCUGCUCUGUUGCUGGUGCAUUAAAGAGAUCCUGGACUGAGAGACAGAAAGAGAGUAUAUCAAGUUUGGGAAGAUUGAUUUUUCCUACUAGUUCUAUUACUGGGCAUCGUCAAUUAGCAGUAAUUUAUUUAUUCAAAAUUGAAUUUUUGAGCUACUCUCUUAAGAGGCGCACUGUUUUGCCAGUGGAAGAAACACAACUGCACCUUCAACAUGUGACUAUAAUUAAAGGUUAACAUGGAUGUAGCUCUUUUAGGAAUUCAACCCUGUUUGUGUGGAAUUUCCAAAGAUGUAGCUCUCUGGUGUUAACUGUAUAAAAUAUAUGCGUUCAAAAUUAAAGAAUAGAAAUAUUUUGCAAAUGUCUGGCGCUUUGUUUCUUCAGUCUACAACAGGAAGCUUAUAUUUAUUUAUUUUAUGUUUUAAAUAAAAAGGGAAUGUUUUCAGAUAAUUUAAGGAUAUAAAAAUACUUUAUAGCUUCAGUAAUGAAAACAUAUCUAAAAGAGAAUCUUACUAUCAGCCUAAUAAAAAUGCAAAUGUGUAAAAAUUCUCGUUUCGCUGCUCACCAGGGUAUAAGCCUGU